Molecule: messenger RNA, 1078 nt
Organism: Neoarius graeffei (lesser salmon catfish)
Lineage: Eukaryota; Metazoa; Chordata; Actinopteri; Siluriformes; Ariidae
Gene: sptssb
Product: serine palmitoyltransferase, small subunit B
Exons: 2
Coding region: 124-366 (80 amino acids)
Biological process (GO): endoplasmic reticulum organization; ceramide biosynthetic process
Cellular component (GO): serine palmitoyltransferase complex
Molecular function (GO): serine C-palmitoyltransferase activity
Source: RefSeq, a predicted model, not a curated record
UCCACCAAGCUGCGUGUGUGUGUGCGCGUGUGUGUGAAGGAUUCGCAGAGCCUGCUAUGUUUUGUCUCUUUUGAUCAUCAUCCUGUCCAGUGCCAACCAUCUGGGAAGGAGACCUCCAGCAGCAUGGAUGUGAAGAACAUACGAGAAUACAUGGGCUGGCUAUACUACCAGUAUCUCCUCAUCACGGGCAUCUACGUCCUGGAACCAUGGGAGAAGUCCAUCUUCAAUACGGUCCUCUUCACCAUGGUGGCCAUGGUGGUCUACACUUCCUACGUCUUCGUGCCCAUCCACGUGCGCCUGGCACUGGAGUUUUUCUCAGGAUUGUGCGGGGAGCAGCCAGAGAGUACCGUAGCACUUAUGAACUAAAAAACUGAGGGGAUAUGGAGCAUUGGUUUCUGUUUUUUUGUUUUAAAAUUGUCUCUUUUCUCAGGAAGAUUCAGGAGUGAUAAAAUAAGAAAAUGCAACAUGAAAAGCCAUAGCCAAUUUGUUCCCUCCUUCCCCAUCUAGCCUCACAGUGAUACUGUACAUGAUGGUGCAGGAUGGGAUCCUGAAUGAGUGCUUGUGUUUUGCAUGACAGGACCAAUCCGUCACUUAUGAUCGUUUGCAUGUGGCUGCUUCGCCAAUUACUAAUUUCUCCAAUAUGGCAGUGAGACAAAAAGUGUGCAUUACUUGCUCUUGUAGAUGUCAGGUUCUUUUACAAACAUGCCAGUCUUGUUUGAAUUUGUAUUCAUUGUCAUGUUCCCUAUGCAACGAGGCUGCUCUGAAUGCAAAUCUAGCAUUAGCUGGCUGAUGUAAUAUUAAUCACCUUGUAUGACUCCUGGUAAGUGAAAUCCAUCUGAGCAAUAGUUAAACUUCUUCCUCAUGCUUUAAUCGCUUACUGUUCAAGCAUGACAUGAGUUUUAGAUAUUACACUUACACUCAAAUGACCUGGUAUGAAAAGAAAGAUUCUUGGAUCAGCAAACUGUCUUCCAUCCUGGACUGAACAGUGCAUGUGUUCAUAUUUAUAUUGAAGGAUUAUGAACACUUUGACUAACCAACACACUCUUCAUUUAUACUCUGUCGUUAUUUUGUCCAUGUU